This is a messenger RNA of Sphaeramia orbicularis (orbiculate cardinalfish), 1372 nucleotides long. RefSeq names its product ras-related protein Rab-11B. The coding region runs from base 105 to 761 and encodes 218 amino acids. Gene Ontology annotation, molecular function: GTPase activity; GTP binding. The transcript is spliced from 5 exons. NCBI's taxonomy places the organism in Eukaryota, Metazoa, Chordata, Actinopteri, Kurtiformes, Apogonidae. The record is from RefSeq and is a predicted model, not a curated record.
UGCGCACUGUCUGCUGUCAUUUUUGCGCAACACUGUGGCUGGGUCUGGGAAGAGAGGGAAUUCCUGAAAUCACCGCAAUCUCAGAGAGGUGAUCAUAUUAAACAAUGGGGAACAGAGACGAUGAAUAUGACUUCUUGUUUAAAGUCGUACUUAUUGGAGACUCAGGAGUGGGGAAGAGUAAUUUACUGUCCCGGUUCACAAGAAAUGAGUUCAACCUGGAGAGCAAGAGCACCAUCGGGGUGGAGUUUGCCACCCGCAGCAUUCAGGUGGACGGCAAGACGAUAAAGGCUCAGAUUUGGGACACAGCUGGACAGGAACGCUACAGAGCAAUUACCUCAGCGUAUUACCGAGGGGCAGUUGGGGCUCUCCUCGUGUACGACAUCGCCAAGCACCUGACGUAUGAGAACGUGGAACGCUGGCUGAAGGAGCUGAGGGACCACGCUGACAACAACAUCGUCAUCAUGUUAGUUGGAAACAAGAGCGACCUCCGCCACCUCCGAGCAGUACCCACUGACGAGGCCCGGGCCUUCGCAGAAAAAAACACUCUCUCAUUUAUUGAGACAUCAGCGCUGGACUCCACAAAUGUAGAAGAAGCCUUUAAGAACAUUUUAACAGAAAUCUACCGUAUCGUAUCACAGAAGCAGAUAGCAGACAGAUCUGCACACGAUGAGUCUCCAGGAAACAACGUUGUGGACAUCAGUGUCCCACCAACCACUGAUGGGCAGAAGGGCAACAAACUGCAGUGUUGCCAGAACCUGUGACACCCACCCAUGACACUCUGUCCUCCUCCUACACCACGUCUCUGAAUCCACCUCGACAUCACAUCACCUGUGCACUUUCUGUUUCCGUAGCUCUGCUCACGGUCAACGCCUUUGUCACUCUGUCCUUUAUUUCCCCUCCUUUGUUUCUUUUACUCUGUUUUAUAAAGUUCUUUUCAACUCACUUGUGCUCUUCUCUUCUGCCAUGAAACAAAACUUCCAGAAGCCUUUAUGUCACUUGUUCAGUCGCGUUGCUCACGGAGUAAAUGUGAAGGUUCCUUCGAUGCAGGGACGAGACAGCCGCCGCUGUCAUGGCGACGCCUAUGAAGUUGUUUGAACUCUCCUUAGACACUGUCCUGUAUGUGGAGGUAGUGGAACAUUUCGGUGGUUACCACUAGAUGGUGCUGUGUAAAUAAACUACAGGCAGUCAGUCCAACCUGGUGAAACAGUAUUAUGCAUCUGACAGUGCGGUUCUUGCAUUCUUCUUACAUCAGUUAAGUUAUCAUGCCAAAAAUAUCCUCAUUAUGUAUUUAUUGAAGUAUAUUUGGCUUAAGUUGUCAUCGUUUUACUUUCAGUUAAAACUGUAUAAAUUUACAAUAAAAUUCUUGACAAAA